Molecule: messenger RNA, 3941 nt
Organism: Phalacrocorax carbo (great cormorant)
Lineage: Eukaryota; Metazoa; Chordata; Aves; Suliformes; Phalacrocoracidae
Source: RefSeq, a predicted model, not a curated record
UCCCUGGCGCUGCCUGCAUCCCUCCCCGGGCACCACUGCCUGCCUCCCUGCCUGAGCAGCGCCUGCCUCCCUCCCCAGGCGCUGCCUGCCUCCCCGCCCGGGCAUUCCCUGCAUCCCUCCCCGGGCACUGCCUCCAUUCCCCCCCGCGGGCGCUGCCUCCCUGCCUGAGCAGUGCCUGCCUCCAUCCCUCCCCGCCACCGCCUGCCUCCGUCACUCCCGGCCACCGCCCGCCCCGCGCCCCGGCCCGGCUCCCCCCGCCCGGCGCCCCCCGCCGCCGCCCGGCCCCUCGGUAGCGCCGCGCCGGGCGGGGGCCGGGCCGGGCCGGGCCGGGGCUCUGCAGCGGGGCCGCCCGCCCCGCACCGGGCUCGCCGCAUGGCUCCGCCGCCCGCCGGGGCGCAGCCGGCCCGGGCCGCCGCUGCAAGUGACGGGCUGUCCCAGAGGGGAAAUGCAUCCUGAAUGGGGCUGAGGCCCCCUGCGCGGGAAUAUGCAGCCUCGGCACCGCAGGGGCAGUACCAGGGCAGUGGCCGGCGCACGGCGGCAUGGUGGCAACGUUCAAGAUCGCCGUACUGGGAGCCCAGGGCGUGGGCAAGAGUGCCAUAGUCCGGCAGUUCCUCUACAACGAGUUCAGCGAGGUCUGCGUGCCCACCACGGCCCGCCGCGUCUACCUGCCCGCUGUCGUCAUGAACGGCCACGUCCACGACCUGCAGAUCAUGGACUUUCCCCCCAUCACUGCCUUCCCUGUCAACACCCUGCAGCUUCGAGUACAUCAAAACCAUCCGCCAGCAGAUCCUGGAAACGAGGGUCAUCGGCACUUCAGAGACGCCCAUCAUCAUCGUGGGCAACAAGCGGGACCUGCAGCGGGGCCGGGUGAUCCCACGCUGGAACGUUUCCAACCUGGUGAAGAAGACGUGGAAGUGUGGCUACAUCGAGUGCUCGGCCAAGUACAACUGGCACAUCCUGCUGCUCUUCAGCGAGCUCCUGAAGAGCGUGGGCUGCGCCCGCUGCAAGCACGUCCACACCACCAUCCGCUUCCAGGGCGCCCUGCGCAGGAACCGAUGCACCAUCAUGUGAGCCCCCCGCCCCGACAGACCCCCCCCGGCCAUGUCCCCGUGGCCACCCACCCUCGGGGACUGCAGCUCCCCGGCGAGCGCUGGCGUCACCGCUUUCUGAGGAGGUGAUGCUGCGGAGGGAGUUGUGCCAGAGGCACCUCGGGGUUUGCUUCCCCACCGGCGCUGGCACCCUGUGGUGAGGUGUGGGGACGUUGCACCUUGAGCGGUGCUGGGCAGGGUGACGCAGUGGCCACCGGUGGCUCAGAGUGGGUGGCCGGGCGGCCAGGCUGCCUGGAGGUAGCGAGGGGUGAGGGAGGACCUCUGCUAAACCCCCAAGCACUCCCCAAGCCUCCGGUGCUCAGGGCCAAAGCUGUCCAUGGGCGUUGGUGUCUCUGCCACUCCUGGAAGGCUGUGUGGCACCGGGAGGGUGGAGGAGAUGCUUCAGAUGAUGCCCAGAGGUUGGCUGUCGGGUCCAUCCUUGCCAGCUCCUGCCCUGGCAUCGUAGGGGCAAUGCUUGCUGCUGCCUGGCAUCACCUGCCCCCUGGUAGAAAAUUGCCCAGCGCCUGUGGCCCGAUGUGCCGGGGGUGGCUCCAUCUCUGGGGCAUGGUGGAGCCAGAUGUCCCAUUUUCUUCCCCACAGAGCGGAGGCUUCUCCCCUCAGAGGGCAGAGCAGCCUCUGGCAAAAGGCCAGGUUACACGGGCUUUCUUUUGGCUUGGUUGGGUCAGAUUUCCAGGCAGAAUUUCUGGAUGAAAGUAAGAAAGGGGAAAAAAAAAAUAACAAAGCUCUCAUCCUGCCCCUUACAUCCCCCCACGGGGUGCUGGGUGCUGCUUCCCCGGGGCUUUGAGUCCCUGUUCUGCUCCAGUUCAGCCAAGGAAGGCUUGUCCUCCCCCACCAGCCUGUUGACCACCAAAUAAUCGCAAAACACUCCUUGCCGGGCAGGUCACCCCUCUGCUACCUCUUGUCCUAGGCUCAGCGGGCGACCAGCUUUGCACGGCUCCGACCCAAACCUCUGGCAUCCCGCAGGCAGGCAGCCCCCCCGUGCCAUUGCGCCCUGCCAGCGGAGCCGUGGGGCAGGUCUGACCCGCCCUGGGCUUUCCCAUGCGAUGCUCGCCUCCAUCCAUGUGAAAUGGUGACGGUGCGAAGACAGCCUCUGAAGCAACAAGGAGCUGGAGUUGCAUUUCCAGUUGCAUUCGGUUUCUUUCUUAAUUCUGUGCACAUCCCUAAUAGGAAAGUGAGACCCCCACUUUUUUUUUUUAAUUCUUUUUUGAUCUUUGGUCUUGUUUUUGCACCAGACUUGCAGCUCAGCUGUGUCUUGUCCUGCAGGGCGGGUGGCAAAGCACAGCCUGCAUUGCGAACGGCGUUGGGGUGGUGUGCCGGCAAAGGGUGAGCAAGAGGCCGAGGGGGGUCAUGGUUCCCUCCUUCUUGGCUGCUCCCUGUGAGACACGGGGAAAGGCUGUCUUUGCCCCCCAAGGCAGGAUCUGAGGCUGGCCCAUCCUCCAGCAAAACCAUCUCAGUGAUUUCUGGUGUAACAAGGGGUUGCAGGUAUUCAGCGCCGCUCUGGGCAAUAAAGCAAAGGGUGCCGGCCCCAUCUCUUUCCCCGCGGUCAGGUUUCCAUCUGACAGAAGCACCGCUGUGCUCUUGGUGACACUUUCUGUUAAGAGUAGGUCCAGCUGAACUCCGGCACAGUGUGUGCCGCUGCCCCGUCCCCGCUGCCAGGCCACGCGCUGCCCUGCAGCCCCAAUGCCGUGGGGCUGGGGGUCACCCUGCUCCUCCACCCCCACCCCCAGCAGCCGCUUUGGGAGCCAAGCCCCAUUCCCCUUGCUCCCAACGGGGGGGGGGGGGGGGGAAGGAAAAAAAGAGAAAAGGUGGGGGGGGGACACGGGUCUGUCUCAGGUGGCUGCAAGAGCCCUGGGCAGGGAAGGGCAGCGGCACUCAUCUCCACCUCUGGCCUUCAUGGCAAACCUACUGGGCUUUGCCACCGGCCCCACCGCCCCAAACCCCAUCUCAUCAGGAUUUAUUAACACGUUUAAGUCCAUGUUAUCGGUCUCUGGCUAGCUUUAUCCCUCCAAAUUGUUUGAGAAGGAAACUCCUUGGUAAAUGCUAACAAUAAAGCAUUUAUAAAGUGCUCCAAUGUACACAUAUCAACAACUAAGCCAAUACAUUGUUUGUUAUAACCCUGUAGCCUGCAGUUUAUAGCACAAUUAGUUACAGGUUUUUAUAGCAUCUAUUUAGUAUUUUGGAAAAAAAAAUGUUAUAAAUAUUGUUAUAUUCUAUUGUACUUUAUAGACAGAGAAAGUUAUAUUAGUAAUAAGAACUCUCACUGCUUCGACAGCUUUUCCCAGCUCCCAAGAAAAAAGAGGGCUACAAAAAGCUACUUUCCCAAGAGCUCAGGAGGGGGUAGGCGGUGGUACCUGCUGGUUACAGGCAGGGAAACUGGGGCAGGGGAGUCCGGUGCGUGGCCAGACUCGCGGGGAACAGAGCAGCCAGGAGCACAGCAGCAGCUACAUCCAACCCACGCCUUGCCCCUACUCGUAACUUCAGUACAAAGUGUUACCGCUCGCCCAAUGCCACCCUGGUCCUGCUAAAGAUAACCUGCUCCUGAGCCUGGGAGAGGCUGAGGAUGUCCCCACUGCUGUCCCCAGGGCAGUGCUGGGUCUCUGCCCCUGUGCACGGUGCCGCAGGAGGCGAUGCCUGGGUUCUGUCCAGCCCUAGCGAGGAUGCUUCCCUCUCCUCCUCCUGCCCCGGUGAGUGUCCUGGUUGCCUUGACUUGGCUUUCCUUUCCCCCCGGACUUCUUGUUGGAGACUCAUGAGGUGUCUACACCACCUGUAAUACCCUGCACCCCCUUCUUUGAAAUUGAAUUAAAAAUCAGGUCUGUCCCCCCUUGUUCUGUA